Molecule: messenger RNA, 2011 nt
Organism: Rosa rugosa (rugosa rose)
Lineage: Eukaryota; Viridiplantae; Streptophyta; Magnoliopsida; Rosales; Rosaceae
Product: protein HESO1-like
Exons: 9
Coding region: 279-1772 (497 amino acids)
Molecular function (GO): RNA uridylyltransferase activity
Source: RefSeq, a predicted model, not a curated record
UAUUCAACCUCUGUUUCCCAGAGUCAUGCCAAGUACAAGUUCUGGGUCUCCUCUCCCAAUUACUGAAAAAGCCAGAGAGAGUCCACUCAACAACGCCAUUCAAAGACACUGCGUGUUGACCUCGUCAUCUUUUCCGUAUUCACCAAACCCACUUCUUCUUCUUCUUCUUCUUCUAGCUUUUCUUGCAGGACUUUACUGCUUCCAUGUAGUAUGGUGCUAAGAUCCCUUUUGCACUAGGGUGUUGGCGCAACAGCAGGGAUUAAGUGGCUCAAAGUAAUAUGGAGAAUACUCUCAGGGAGAUAAUACGUGUGCUUGAACCCUUGCCCACGGAUCGAGAAACACGAUGCCAAAUUCUUCGGGAGUUACAAGGAGCUGUUGAGUCUGUAGAAAGCUUAAGAGGUGCAACUGUGGAGCCAUUUGGAUCAUUUGUCUCAGAACUCUUUACUCGCUGGGGAGACUUGGAUGUUUCAAUUGAGUUCUCAAAAGGCGCAUAUAUUUCUUCUUAUGGAAGAAAGCACACACAAGAUGUACUAAAAGAUUUAAUGAAGGCUAUGAGACAGAGAGGUGGAUGGAACAGGUAUCAGUUCAUACCUAAUGCAAGAGUUCCCAUUCUGAUGGUCAAAAGUAAUCUUGGAAACAUCUCCUGUGAUAUUUCAGUCAAUAACCUGAAAGGCCAAAUGAAAUCAAAACUCUUUUUAUGGAUGAAUGAUAUAGAUCCACGCUUUCGUGAUAUGGUUUUACUGGUGAAGGAAUGGGCAAAAGCACACAAUAUCAAUAAUUCAAAAUCUGGGACUUUCAAUUCAUACUCUCUGAGUUUGCUCGUGAUCUUCCAUUUUCAGACAUGUACACCUGCAAUUCUGCCUCCUCUUCAAGACAUAUAUACAGAAACUCUCACGGAUGAUCUUAAAGGCUUGAGGGAUGAUGCAGAAAGACGUAUUGAAAAAAGUUGUGUUGAGAACAUGAGAAGAUUUAAACUAAACAAAUUGAGAGCUCGGAAUAAAAGUUCUUUGUUUGAGCUUUUUAUUUCAUUCCUUGGGAAGUUCUCUGACCUUGGUUCGAAGGCUGCGGAGUUGGGAAUUUGCACAUAUUCUGGAAAAUGGGAAAGAAUUGAAAGCAAUAUGGGAUGGUUGCCCAAAACCUAUUGUAUAUUGGUUGAAGAUCCUUUUGAUCGGCCAGAAAAUACUGCAAGAGGUGUCAGCCAAAAAGCAUUGAAAAGGAUCUCUGAAGUUUUUGAGAUGAGUCGUGACAGGCUAAUCGCAGCUCGUUACAAUGCCUCCUUAGCCAUUGAGAGUUCCCUUCUUGCCACACUAGUCCGACCACAUACGCUACAUCUUAUUAGCAACCCAGGUUACAAUAUUAAGCACCACCAAACAACUCAUCCACAAUAUCUCAGGGCUGAGAGCUCACAUUCACGAACCCCAAGACAUUAUAACGGUCCCCGGAAACCAAAUGGUAAGGUACGAGAGUUGGUGCCCCCAAGGGAUUAUAAUGGCCCCCCAAAACCAAGUGGUCCUUCUGGACGGGAGUUGGUAGACUCAUCCCCACAAGUACAUCAACAACUACGAAAGAUGGUGCACUCAUCCUCACAAGUACAGCCACAAAUACAGAAGCUGGUGCAGUCACCGUCACAAGUACAACCGCAUAUACGAAAGUCUGUGCCCUCAACCUCACGAGUACAAUCACCACUUCAGAAAGUGAAGACAGAGAAGGCACCAAUGCUACAGGCGUAUCAGGAAUGGAGACCAAAGAAACCAGGAAUGCAGACCAUCUGAUAGAUAGUUGUGAUGUGACUUCUGGUGUUAAAUCAAGUUUCACUGCGUGGUUUUGAUUGAGAAGGUCAAAAUGUAGAGAACCUUUCCAGUUUGCCAUGUGUAUUGGUUAUCAUUUUUGGGGAGUGAAGGUUUUGUCAAAAUGAUUUCAAUGUUUUGGUCAUUCUCCUCCACAGAUGAUGCCAUUUAUUUAAACUUUAAAGUAAUCAAUUACCCUUUUCAGGGAGAAGUUUCCAUUUCAA